Jatropha curcas is the source of this 1565-nucleotide messenger RNA. RefSeq names its product amino acid transporter ANT1. Gene Ontology annotation, biological process: amino acid transmembrane transport. Gene Ontology annotation, molecular function: L-amino acid transmembrane transporter activity. Lineage: Eukaryota; Viridiplantae; Streptophyta; Magnoliopsida; Malpighiales; Euphorbiaceae. The record is from RefSeq and is a predicted model, not a curated record. Gene Ontology annotation, cellular component: vacuolar membrane.
UAAAUCCCAAAAAUUCAAUCUGUACGGCAACAACUGCCAAAUAAAAAAAGAAAAAACAGAAAAAUCUGCGUUGUAAUUAGGUGCCUCAUAAUUCCACUUCCAUAAAAACCACUCUUCUAGUAAAAACCGAAAUCUAUUACUAUAUUCUUAUUUAGGGUUCAAAUCAAACCAUUACACCGCCAAAUGCAAGAGGAGAUAUGGGAACCGAGUUUCACACUACAGCUGCUUUACUUGAAUCUUCUCCAUCAACAGGAACAGCUUCUGCAAUUCAAACUUUUGGGAAUAUUAUUGUUUCUGUAGUUGGUACUGGUAUUUUAGGCCUCCCUUUUGCUUUUAGAAUCGCUGGUUGGCUUGCUGGAUCGAUUGGAGUUAUCGUGGCUGGAAUUGCCACCUAUUACUGCAUGCUUCUAUUGGUUCAAUGCAGAGACAAACAGGCAUCCCAAGAACCAACACAGGAAACAAAAACAUUUGGUGAUUUGGGUUACAAGUGCUUGGGUAAUGCGGGCCGGUUCUUAACAGAAUUUCUGAUUUUCAUAUCUCAAUGUGGAGGAUCAGUAGCUUACUUGGUCUUCAUUGGCCAAAACCUCGCAUCCAUAUUUAAAAGCCAUAGCUAUCCUGUCUCAUCCUUCAUAUUCUUUUUAGUCCUUAUUGAAAUUGCUCUUUCUUGGAUUGGUUCUUUAUCUUCUUUAGCGUCUUUCAGCAUUAUUGCAGAUAUAUGCAAUAUCAUAGCAAUGGCAGUUGUGGUUAAAGAGGAAGUAGAGAAGUUGGUAAGUGGUGAAUUUAAGUUUAGUGAUAGAAUUGCAUUCACUUCUAAUAUAGGAGGAUUGGCAUUUGCUGGAGGGAUGGCAGUUUUUUGUUUUGGAGGACUUGGAAUGACUUUGGCAUUGGAGGGAUCGAUGAAGGAGAAACAGAAAUUUCCAAGCUUAUUAGCUAAGGCAUUCACUGGGAUUAUUCUUGUCUAUGUGUCUUUUGGAUUUUCAGGUUAUAUGGCUUAUGGUGAUCAAACUGAAGAUAUUGUCACUCUCAAUUUGCUCGACAAUUGGUCUACCAUUGCUGUUCAGAUUGGAUUGUGCCUGGGACUAGUGUUCACAUUUCCCAUGAUGGUACACCCACUUCAUGAAAUCAUAGAAGGAAAGCUGGAGAACAGCGAAUGGUAUCAAAAACUCUGUUAUAAAAAUGAUGAAACUUUAACAAGAAAUGGAAAAUUUGGCAGAUAUGCAAGUCGCGCAGUUUUGAUUGUCGUUUUGGGAGUCUUAGCAUCAUUUGUUCCUGGAUUUGGUGUAUUUGUCUCACUUGUGGGAAGUACAGUGUGUGCAAUGAUCUCAUUUGUUCUGCCAGCCAUAUUUCAUCUGAUAAUAUUAGGUCCUUCUUUGAAUUUUUGGCAGAAAGCCUUCGAUUAUUGCUUUCUGAUUUGUGGAUCGCUAUUUGCUUGUUAUGGUACUUACAACACCAUUUUUGGUGCUUGAACUAAUGUUUUUUGCACUGUAACUUCAAGUGCAUGGAAGAGAGACAUUGUUGGACACUGUGAGGAAAGAAGAUGUCUCUAAGAAUUAUAAACAAGCCUU